Molecule: messenger RNA, 417 nt
Organism: Knipowitschia caucasica
Lineage: Eukaryota; Metazoa; Chordata; Actinopteri; Gobiiformes; Gobiidae
Source: the annotation of a GenBank genome assembly
AUGUACUUCUACUUCAUCUACUUAUACUUCAUGUUCUACUACUUCAUGUACUUCUACUUCAUGUGCUUCUACUUCAUGUACUACUACUGCAUGUAUUUCUACUUCAUGUACUACUACUUCAUGUACUUAUACUUCAUGUACUACUACUUCAUGUACUUAUACUUCAUGUACUACUACUUCAUGUACUUAUACUUCAUGUACUACUACAUCAUGUACUUCUACUUCAUUUACUUCUACUUCAUGUACUACUACUUCAUGUACUUCUACUUCAUGUACUACUACUUCAUGUACUACUACUUCAUGUACUACUACUUCAUGUACUUCUACUUCAUGUACUUCUACUUCAUGUACGACUACUUCAUGUACUACUACUUCAUGUACUUAUACUUUAUGUACUACUACUUCAUGUACUUCUAG